Drosophila mojavensis is the source of this 1765-nucleotide messenger RNA. RefSeq names its product chondroitin proteoglycan 4. The transcript has a single exon. The record is from RefSeq and is a predicted model, not a curated record. Bases 26 to 1498 code for a protein of 490 amino acids. NCBI's taxonomy places the organism in Eukaryota, Metazoa, Arthropoda, Insecta, Diptera, Drosophilidae.
AUGAACUGGAAGCUCAGCUAACGAGAUGCAGUCGCCCAAGCUAACUUUGCUGCUGCUGACGCUGUGCUUAGGCGCUAGGGGCAUUUGGAGUAAGCCCAGUUUGGAGAUAUUUAAUGACAUAUGGGACGAUCUGAAAGACGGCGGCAAUAGUAUUAUCGAAGGACUAAGGGAUGCCACUCGGGAUGGCGCUGCCAUUGAUAAGGACCUUCUGGACCGACUGGAUAAAGCGAAUGAAAACUUCUUAGCGGAUGCAUCGCAGCUAGGGGAAGAUCUAUCCAAUGGAAUAUCGGAAUCGUUAACGACAGGCAUUAAAGACUUAUCGCAAAGCCUGACUUCCAGUAUUACGAGGUUCAAAAGAGACGUUGCUUCUGAAAAGAACCCUAUAAAGCGUAAGGCACUGAGCAGUGGACUGGAACUGCUUGAGCAGCUCAACUCAGAAGCCACUGAACUGGAGCUCUUCGAUAUAAAUCAGAAGCUAGCCAAGAAAGUAAACGAUCAACUAGGUGAAAUACCGAACGAUGUGCUAAGCUGGAGUAAGGAACAACUGGAUCGUGUGGAAAAAGCUUCCGAUGAAAUUGGUCUGAAGCAAGCGCAAGACAUUAUAACAAAGUUCAUAUCAAGCGUCUCUGAGGACCUAAAUGCCGUACUGGUGGAGCUCGAUGUUAAAAAAUCAUUGUAUGAACAAAAGUUGAACGACAAAAUCCACGAAUACAGCGAAUUCGCCAAUAAACUUAUUGAGGACAUGAACAGUUGCAGUCGUUUCAGCAUCUUUAGAUGCAGAUCACUGAUUGAGGAAUCGAUAGAGAAUCUACGUGACGCCAAAACUGAGUUGCUGAAUUUACGGAAGGAAGGCAACAAUUUGGUCGAAGCGGGAAUAAAAGCUACAGUAUCCAACGAAUCGUUCUUCAAAAAGUUGGCCGAGAAUAAACUUAAAUUCGAGAAGGAUCUUGUUGGCAUCAUUAGCCAAAAUCCAAGCAGACCUGAUGCUAACGGAGGCUCGUCCGGAGCCAAUGAAGAAUCAUCUGGAGCAUCCAAUGGAGAAUCAUCUGGAGCAUCCAAUGGAGAAUCAUCUGGAGCAUCCAAUGGAGAAUCAUCUGGAGCAUCGAAUGGAGCAUCAUCUGGAGCAUUCAAUGGAGAAUCAUCUGGAGCAUCCAAUGAAGGAUCAUCUGGAGCAUCCAAUGGAGAAUCAUCUGGAGCAUCCAAUGAAGGAUCAUCUGGAGCAUCCAAUGGAGCAUCAUCUGGAGCAUCCAAUGAAGCAUCAUCUGGAGCAUUCAAUGGAGAAUCAUCUGGAGCAUCCAAUGAAGGAUCAUCUGGAGCAUCCAAUGGAGAAUCAUCUGGAGCAUCCAAUGGAGCAUCAUCUGGAGCGUCCAAUGAAGGAUCAUCUGGAGCAUCCAAUGGAGCAUCAUCUGGAGCAUCCAAUGAAGCAUCAUCUGGAGCAUCCAAUGGAGAAUCAUCUGGAGCAUCCAAUGGAGAAUCAUCUGGAUAUGUGAUUAAAUGAAAGCAUAAUCGAUUAUUUCUAAAAGUAAUCCAGAAAAUCGGGUGCUACUGUUACGGAAAAGAGAGAUAGAGAGGCAGAUUCAAGAUUAUUUUCUUUGCUGUUCAAUUUACAAUAUGUAACAUCUUAAAUAACUAUAAAAACGCAUUUGAUUAGCUACCAAUCGUUUUCCAGCGAUUAAUUAGAACUUGAUUCAAUAAUACCUACGACAACUAUAUGUAUAAUUUCUAUUGCUCUCACUGAAUACUGCAGAUUUCUCAUAUACAUUUA